This is a messenger RNA of Pyrus x bretschneideri (Chinese white pear), 2523 nucleotides long. RefSeq names its product protein PSK SIMULATOR 2-like. The transcript is spliced from 13 exons. Lineage: Eukaryota; Viridiplantae; Streptophyta; Magnoliopsida; Rosales; Rosaceae. Gene Ontology annotation, biological process: positive regulation of growth. Bases 399 to 2270 code for a protein of 623 amino acids. The record is from RefSeq and is a predicted model, not a curated record.
AUUACUAAAAUCAAAUUGGGUGUUUAUUUCACAUUUCAUAUCCAUAAUUUUUCCAUAAAUUCAAAUCCAAUUUUCGCAAUUUCAUACCAGUCAAUAUAUUCCCAUUUCCCACGAGAUUUACGGUUCUUCCUAAUCACGCGUUUAGAUUCCCUUUUCUGUCCUCCUCACCAACCCAAAAAAAUCAAUCAAUCCCGCAGAAAAUUCUCACCAUAUUUUUUUUCAGUCAAACAUAUUGGCUCUAAAAUUUCUACUCUCUUUCCCUUUCGGCUCUCUGCAUUUGUUUCCUUUAAUUGAUAACGUUGUUUGGUUGCUGAGAAAUUUACUGGGUUCUCAAGAAUCAUCUCUGCAAAUAGGUGCAAUUGGAAAGCUCUUGUGGGUUUUUUGAAUUGGGGCAAACGAUGGGUGGGAUGUGCUCGGGCGGGGUGUCUGCUAAGGAAAAUCCCUAUAUUUACGGAGGGAAAAGUUCGGGAUUUUCCGGGAAACUCAAAUCGAUGAAGAGCAUCGGCAAGAGCAAGGAGAAUUCUAAUUCCUCGUUUUCAGAAGGAACUGCUCCUUGGAAAACACCAAAUAGGUUCGAUUCCGGCGAGCUGCGGUCUUCAAUUUCCCGCGAAUUGAAGCCCUCAACUCCGGCUAGGACUGCUACUAGCAAGGUCACCCCGAAGAACUCCUUCAUAGGAAGGGCUGGCAUUGUUGGCCUGGAGAGGGCAGUAGAGGUUUUGGAUACGCUCGGCAGUGGCAUGUCAAAUUUGAAUGUCAAUAGCGGAUUUCUUACUGGCGGUGCGUCUAAAGGCAGUAGGAUCUCUAUAUUGUCGUUUGAAGUAGCUAAUACAAUCACAAAAGGUGCAAACUUGUUGCAAUCUCUAUCGGACAAAAACAUCCAGUUCCUAAAGAAAGAUGUUCUACCUUCGGAAGCUGUACAAAACUUAGUUUCUAAAGAUAUGAAGGAGUUGCUACGCAUUGCUGCUUCUGACAAAAGGGAAGAGCUUGAAGUUUUCUCACGUGAAGUAAUAAGGUUUGGAAACUUGUGUAAAGACCCACAGUGGCAUAGCCUGGGUCGAUACUUCUCAAGACUAGAUUCAGAUGAUGAUUUAGGUUACAAACAGCUAAGAACAGAGGCGGAAAUGACAAUGCAGGAAUUGACCUCUCUUGCUCAGCAUACUUCUGAAUUAUAUCAUGAAUUAAAUUCACUGGACAGAUUUGAACAAGAUUACCAGAGAAAGCUAGAGGAAGCAAAAGCCUUGAAUCUCCCUCAAAAAGGAGAGACUCUGAUGAUGUUGCUAAGUGAUGUAAAGCAACAAAGAAAGCUUGUAAGUAGCUUGAAAAAGAAAUCUCUGUGGGCUAAAAUUUUGGAUGAGAUUGUCGAGAAACUUGUUGAUAUUGUUACUUAUAUACAUCAAGCAAUCUUGGAAGCAUUUGGACAUAAUGGUGUUAUUUUGGUUAGAGCGGAGAAGAGCACAGAUCCUCAAAGACUAGGAGUAGCUGGUCUUGCACUACACUACGCUAACAUGAUCAACCAAAUUGAUAACAUUGUGUCCCGACCAACCUCCCUCCCUCCAAACACAAGGGACACAUUAUAUCAAGGGUUGCCAAAUAGUGUUAAACAAGCUUUACGAUCCCGGUUGCUGACUCUUGAUGCCAAGGAAGAGCUCUGUGUUCCUCAGGUCAAGGAAGAAAUGGAAAAGACUCUCCAGUGGCUUGUUCCAGUUUCCACAAAUACAAACAAAGCACAUCAAGGUUUCGGGUGGGUUGGAGAAUGGGCAAAUUCUGGUCCUGAGUUUGGUAAGAAUGAAUCCUCACAAAUUAACCUGAUCCGCCUCCAGACGCUAUAUCACGCAGAUAAGCAGAAGACUGAUCUCUACAUCCUUGAAUUAGUGACAUGGCUUCACCAUCUUAUCAACCUUGUAAGACAAGGAGAUCAUGGUUUGAAGCCCUUGCAUACACGGUCUCCAACUCGCAAAGGGUUGGAUAUUCACUCCAAGAUGCAGCAGUUUUUAACCAAGACAUACUGCACCAAGUCCCAAAGAAUUCAACUUUCGGAAGAAGACCAGAACUUAUUAGACGAGGUCAUGGGGAGGAUGAGAAGGGUUCCUGGAAUUAGUAAAAGUCAAGAAUUUUCGAUUACCAAAAGGAAAAGAAGAGGAGUUUGGGCUUUGAGCAAGAGCACAGGGAGUUCCCCUACGAGGGAGAUGGGUUCAAGAGGUAAAAACUUGGAUCAGGAUCAGCCAAAGAUUAAUACCUUGAAUGUCAUGGACGGCUUAGAUUCAAUAUAGUGAGUCAUUACUUUCGAGUUUUCAAUCAAAUUCUUUUACAAAUAUUAUAUUUCUGUGUAUAGUUUUGAGAAGAAUAGGCCUAUUGUAUAUGCAAUUUUUUUCACCCCUAAACAGAGGGUGAUGCUUAAACUCAAUGAUUGUUGUUAGAUUAGUUUAAAUCUCGAGAUUCGUGUUUUGAAUCAGUUAUAUCAAACUAAUCUUACGACAACCAAUAUGUAUACCAUGGUCCCGUUAUUAUUAUUGUUUUUAUCAA